Messenger RNA from Penicillium argentinense, 1485 nucleotides. RefSeq names its product flavin monoamine oxidase family protein. The transcript is spliced from 4 exons. Gene Ontology annotation, molecular function: oxidoreductase activity. NCBI's taxonomy places the organism in Eukaryota, Fungi, Ascomycota, Eurotiomycetes, Eurotiales, Aspergillaceae. The record is from RefSeq and is a predicted model, not a curated record. Bases 1 to 1485 code for a protein of 494 amino acids.
AUGACUUCUCGCGACGGCUUCCAGUGGACCAAAGAAGGUGGCCUAUCUCAAGGCGUACCAACACUGUCCGUCAUUAAUCCACCUACCAACAUUAAGUCUGCAACCGAUCAAGGCGAUUACGAUGUCAUUGUGGUUGGAGGCGGAUACUCAGGCCUCACGGCUACUCGUGACCUCUGUCUCGCAGGGUUCAAGGUGUUGCUAGUUGAGGCUCGCGACCGCAUUGGUGGGCGCUCAUGGUCAUCGAACAUUGAUGGCUAUCCGUACGAGAUGGGGGGAACAUGGGUUCACUGGCACCAGCCCCAUGUCUGGCGAGAGAUUUCCCGAUACGACUUGCGAAAAGAGCUCGAGCCUUCCUUCGACUUUUCUCGUGGAGUGAAUCAUUUUCAGCUGCGCACCAAUCAGGGCUCUACAACUAUGAGCCACGAUGAAGAAGAUACUAUUCUCCGGACAGCACUAGAGAAAUUUGUCAACGUCGACGGCGACAUGGGAAGAACGAUCAUUCCUUUUCCCCACGAUGAGUUCUAUAACCCCGAGGCAAAGAAAUAUGAUAAGAUGUCGGCACUUGAUCGCGUGCGAGACAUAGCUUUGACCCUCAGUGCCAACGAACGUGCCUCACUUGAAGGUUUUGUUCUUCUAUGCAGCUGUGGAACCCUGGAAACAACAAGUUUCUUUGAAUUCUUGCACUGGUGGGCUUUGUGUGGUUAUUCUCAACGAGGAUGCAUGGACUGUCUGAUUUCUUAUAAGUUCAGAGGCGGACAAUCUAUUUUUGCUCUCAGAUUCUUCAAAGAGGCGGCCUCGACCGGGAACUUGUCCUACAUUUUCAACAGCCCGGUCAAGUCAAUUGAUGACCAGAGCGGCAAAGUGAUCUUGACAACUCGCGACGAUUUCCAGUUCACAGGUUCGCGUUUGGUUUCAACAAUCCCCCUGAAUGUCCUCGAGACCAUCUCAUUCAACCCUCCACUCGAAUCGCUGAGGAUGGGAGCCGCCAGGACCGGCCACGUUAAUCAAUGUGUCAAAAUCCACGCCGAGAUUUCGGACAAAGAUAUGCGCUCCUGGGCCGGAAUGUCUUAUCCCUUGAACAAAAUCACCUACGCGAUUGGAGAUGGAACAACCCCAGCGGGAAAUACUCAUAUCGUGGGAUUCGGCGGCUUCCACAACCAUAUCCACCCGGAAGAGGAUGUGAAAGAGACCAAGAAGGCCGUUGAGAACUUGGCUCCUGGGAAUAUGGAUGUUCAGCGGCUCGUCUUUCACAAUUGGUCGAAAGAUGAGUUCGCCAGAGGUGCAUGGUUCUUCGCGCCCCCUGGACUGGUAUCUAACUCUCUUGAAUCUCUGCGAAGACGUCACGGAAAUGUGCAUUUUGCCAAUGCCGAUUGGGCACUGGGAUGGCGAGGUUUCAUCGAUGGUGCAAUUGAGGAGGGCACUCGAGCAGCCAAGGAUGUGAAAGAUGGACUGAAGCCGCCUCCUGCUCCUCGAGCCCAUCUAUGA